Messenger RNA from Talaromyces marneffei, 1362 nucleotides. RefSeq lists its product as uncharacterized. Gene Ontology annotation, biological process: secondary metabolite biosynthetic process. The record is from RefSeq and is a predicted model, not a curated record. Gene Ontology annotation, molecular function: acyltransferase activity, transferring groups other than amino-acyl groups. The coding region runs from base 1 to 1362 and encodes 453 amino acids. NCBI's taxonomy places the organism in Eukaryota, Fungi, Ascomycota, Eurotiomycetes, Eurotiales, Trichocomaceae. The transcript has a single exon.
AUGGAAGGACCAGUACGGUAUGAGCUGUCAGACCUUGACCGACAAGCGCCAGAUACGAUCGUGAAAUGUUUCACAUUUUGCAAGCUCCAGGAAACGCUUGAACUGGACAAACUGAAGGAAGCCUUGCAGCAAGGACUGGAUAGUGCGAUUGAACAUCUUCCAUUCAUGGCUGGAAACAUUUGUGUUGAUCAGUCUGGCAAGCCAUACAUUGAAUCUGUACCCGGGACUCGAGUGGAACUUCAUGUUAAGCACUACACAAGCAAGCAGCACAAGUCUUUUACAGAUCUCGCUCAAAAUUGUUUUCACCCGGAUGAUCUGGAUCUGGCUAUGUUGCUUCCCGAGUUGCCUGUGGACCACAUACCAGCAUGUGGGCUUCAGCUGAAUGUCAUCGAAGGUGGUCUGAUUCUUGCCAGCUCUGCACAUCAUUUUGCGGUAGACUUCACUUCCAUGAGGAUCUUCCUAGGUGCUGUAUAUAUGGGCAGCAAAGCAUACUAUUAUGGUUACCCAUUGCUCAACUUUGCUAUAAGCCUGGACAGAAGGCCUUUCAACGGACAGUCGGUCCCGGAAAGCGUAUCGAAACAAGAAUUGUUGGAUCUGUGUCCUGAGUAUCGAGUUCUUGACUUGAAAGGAACACUCAAUUGUCGCUCAAACGCCGUGGACUUGGCAGAAUACCAGAUGAAAAUCUACAAGAUCAGCGAGGAGGAGAUUGCAGAACUCAAAGAACAAUGCUAUCUACCUGAAGGCGUGAAAUAUGUCACCUCCUUCGACUGCAUCUCAGCCGCACUCUGGAAGUCAGUCACUCGUGCCCGCGUCUCAACUACUGUGGAGAAAUUGGCCUAUUCUUCCCUCGUUUUCACUAUAGACCUUCGUUCUCGUGAUCCAGAGCAUGUUACAUCUACAUGUUACUUUGGGAACGCCGUUGCCCUGAUCCAAGCAGGGCCCUUGGACGCUCAAUCCUUGUUAGGUGGUGAAGGCAUCUCUAUUGCAGCCUCUUCGAUCCGCCAAAAGAUCAAUGGAGUGACCAUUUCAUCUAUCAAAGAUCUUACCCAGCUGAUACGUUGUUUGCCUCCCAAUGAAAAACUCAAAUACGACGCGGAGUUUAAGGAUACGGAUUUUCUAGUAAACAGCUGGUUUUCGGAAAAAGUAGAAGAUUUUGACUUUGGUGCUGGUGUGCCUGAAGCAUUACGCCCAAAACCAAACCCAUUGAUAGGGGCUUUCUGCGUGUUCCUUCCUUGUUUUGACAAUCCAUCGAAGCGCACUUACGAAUUGCUGAUACAGCUUCGCCCCAAAGAGCAUGAGAUGUUAAAGGAAGACCCUUUUUUUUUCAGGUAUUUCAAGCCUGUUUCCUACCCUGCACUGUGA